Molecule: messenger RNA, 699 nt
Organism: Naegleria lovaniensis
Lineage: Eukaryota; Heterolobosea; Eutetramitea; Acrasida; Naegleriidae
Exons: 1
Coding region: 1-699 (232 amino acids)
Biological process (GO): protein targeting to vacuole; protein retention in Golgi apparatus
Cellular component (GO): extrinsic component of membrane
Source: RefSeq, a predicted model, not a curated record
AUGGCAAAAUCUGUAGAAAUACCACAAUCUGAGGCCGAUGCAGAAAAGUUUUACUUUGAAAAUUUAGAAUUGCAUCCUGUCAAGAUUUAUCUCACAUUCAAGUUGAAUCAUGAAGGAGAUGACAGUAACCCAUUGCUCGUUCUAUUCAAGACACUCGGUGUCACUUUCACUCGAAUUGAUAAUGCUCCAAUGAAAUUCAACUCUCUCAUUCUGAGUCAUCCUUUCAUGACAUUUAAUGCACUCAUGGAUAAGAUUAAGAAACAUUACAUUCGUCAAGCUACUGUCCAAUUCUACAAGAUUCUAGGCUCAUUGGAUAUUAUUGGAAACCCUAUUGGUUUGUUCAGCGAUAUUGGUACAGGUGUUGUUGACUUUUUCUAUGAGCCAGCUUCUGCCAUUACAAAGAGUCCUGAAGAGUUUGCGAGUGGAUUGGCAAAGGGAUCAAUGAGUCUCUUGAAAAAUUCUGUACAUGGUAUUGGUAACUUUACAUCCAAAUUGACAGGAAAUGUCGGUAAUGGUAUUGCCUUUUUAACCUUUGAUAAGGAAUACAAUCAACAACGUGAGAGACAGGCCAGUCAAAAACCUAAAGACAUUAAGGAAGGUUUGGCAUCAGGAGCAAAAUCACUUUUCAGAGGAAUUUAUGGAGGUGCCACUGGUAUUGUUACACAACCUAUUCGAGGUAUUCAAGAAGAAGGAGCCUAG